GUCACAGCUGCCACCCCGCCUUCCUCGUCUCCCACGCCGUUGCAGAAGGCGAUACCCCCGCCGUACGACCCUAAACCGCGCGUUGCCCGCUGCCCGUUCGCCCACCCCCGCCAAACAUGUGCACCAAGGUCGUACACAAAUAUGGCUGCGGCCACGAAAUCGCCGAGAAGGCCCCAUGCGCGACGUCGAGAACAGCUCCCUGCGGCGUCUGCAACACCAAGACCGUCAAGCACGACGAGAAGUGUGAUAGAUGCGACCAUUGAGACAGUGUACCACCGUGAACUUCUUCGCACGAUACCCCAUCAUCAUGGCCAGUCCGCCGCACUGAGCCGCUCCUUCCUCGCAGCUCCCCAUUGCGCGACUUAUGGCCCUGAUACACACCACCAGCUCCCCAUUGAGCCUCUGGCCCCAAGCCUGCAUUUCAUGGCGUCACGGAUUUCAAAAAGUAUUGGCCUUCUUGGGCAUUGCGUCUUAAUUGGACCUUGGGCACUGCACGUCCGGCGUUUUGGAUACAGGCCCGCGUUGCGAGACAUUUUCUUACUUACUACAUGGAUACCACGUUCUCCUAAUCAUGUCGCGCAAUGCGCCGACGGCGAACCACAUGCCUUCUCUCUUCUUAUCUUGUCAUUGCUAUCACUAUAUUUCUGUCUGCCGUCUCUAGCGCUUCGCAACGUUGGCAUGAGGGACAAUGUCCAGUAUACGAGCGAGUCAAUCAAUCUCUACGCACCCGAGACGGACAUGUCGUCCCCUCUCGGAUCACCAUAAUUCAUCCGUUGAGCUCAUUGUUGUAUUGCGCGACCUCCGCGCCGAACAAGACCAUUCCCAUGGCCAAUCAAUCUGCGCUGAUCUGCGGUACAGUAUCACGCAUGAGGACCCAUAUGCAAUGCCGUUUUUCGCCAAUCGCCCUGGGCUUACGGCCUCCGCGAUGCCAUCAAUCACAGUUCACGUAGCUCUCGAACCACCUCUGCGAGUCAGGCCAAUCAAGCGAGCCGCCAAUCCGCCAUGUAUAUUGGGGCCUGACUCCCUUGUAUAUCAGCCUCGCACUAACAACCAG
Molecule: messenger RNA, 1054 nt
Organism: Alternaria alternata
Lineage: Eukaryota; Fungi; Ascomycota; Dothideomycetes; Pleosporales; Pleosporaceae
Exons: 2
Coding region: 142-765 (207 amino acids)
Source: RefSeq, a predicted model, not a curated record